GUGACUGACGCAGGCGCCAUUACAGGAGAAGUCUCUCCUGAGGCGACUGUGUCGGCUAAAGUUGUCAGUCUCCCGCAAUGCUCGGGAAGGACGAAGAGGCUGACUAAAUGCUCAAGAUUACACAGCAUAAGGAAGGAGAGUGAGAAGGGCGACGCGGCUUGACACGGGGGGGGCCGCCGCCGUCCUGGGUGGCGCCGAGUUGUGUUUUGGCAGGGAGCUACAUCCGGAAAAAGCAUUAAUCAGCGCCCGCCCCCACCGUGGUGCGAAUAAGAACACGUUUUUACCCCCAUCUUUCUCCCGUGGCAUCCCAUCGUCAUCCACGCCCCCACACCCCCAACCUCUUGUUUUAAUGCAUGGGCCAGAGGUCUCGGACGACCUGCCAUUCAAAGCCGGGUGCAUUUUAGGAUGCCAAGAGGGUCAGCUCGGACUCGUUAGCAACACAAUCAGCUAAUCGUGGAUUUAGCAUUUGGGGCGCUGCCCCUCCGCAGAGCCCUGAAGGCUCCGGAGGAGGAUCAGAGACGCUUUUAUUUUCCUUUAGAAUUCCUGUUUUGCAGACAGCAAUGGCAGCCCGAGUACUUGUAAUCGGCAGUGGAGGAAGGGAGCAUACCCUGGCCUGGAAACUUGCACAGUCUAGUCAUGUCAAACAUGUGUUGGUUGCCCCAGGAAAUGCAGGCACUGCCUGCUUGGAAAAGAUUUCAAAUACCGCCAUCUCCAUCAGUGACCACACUGCCCUUGCUCAGUUCUGCAAAGAUGAGAAAAUUGAAUUCGUGGUUGUUGGACCAGAGGCACCUCUGGCUGCUGGAAUCGCUGGGAACCUGACAUCUGCAGGAGUGCGAUGCUUUGGUCCCACUGCAGAAGCAGCUCAAUUAGAGUCCAGCAAGAGAUUUGCCAAAGAGUUUAUGGACCGACAUGGAAUCCCAACUGCACGGUGGAAAGCUUUCACCAAACCUGAAGAGGCCUGCAGCUUUAUAAUGAGUGCAGACUUCCCUGCUUUGGUUGUAAAGGCCAGUGGUCUUGCAGCUGGAAAAGGGGUGAUUGUUGCCAAGAGCACAGAAGAGGCCUGCAAGGCUGUACAGGAGAUUAUGCAGGAUAAAGCUUUUGGAGCAGCUGGAGAAACAAUUGUCAUCGAAGAACUUCUUGAAGGAGAAGAGGUGUCUUGUCUGUGCUUCACUGAUGGAAGGACUGUGGCCCCCAUGCCUCCAGCACAAGACCAUAAGCGAUUGCUGGAAGGAGAUCAUGGCCCCAACACAGGGGGAAUGGGGGCCUAUUGUCCAGCACCUCAGGUUUCUAAGGAUUUGUUCCUGAAAAUAAAAAACACCAUUCUUCAGAGAACAGUGGAUGGCAUGCAGCAGGAGGGCAUGCCAUACACAGGUGUUCUCUACGCUGGUAUAAUGCUGACCAAGGAGGGCCCAAAAGUUCUGGAGUUUAAUUGCCGUUUUGGUGAUCCGGAGUGCCAAGUGAUCCUCCCACUUCUUAAAAGUGAUCUUUAUGAAGUGAUUCAGUCUACCUUGGAUGGCCUGCUCUGCACAUCUCUGCCUGUUUGGCUUGAUAACCGUGCUGCCAUAACUGUGGUAAUGGCAAGUAAAGGCUAUCCAGGAGAUUACACCAAGGGUGUGGAGAUAACAGGGUUUCCCGAGGCUCAAGCUUUAGGACUGGAGGUAUUCCAUGCAGGCACUGCCCUGAAAGAUGGCAAAGUGGUGACUAACGGGGGUAGAGUCCUUACGGUAACAGCAAUCCAGGAAAAUCUCCUCUUGGCCCUUGAAGAAGCAAAGAAAGGACUAUCUGCUAUAAAAUUUGAGGGAGCCUUUUACAGGAAGGACAUUGGCUAUCGUGCCAUAGCCUUCUUCCAGCAGCAGCCCAGGGGCCUGACUUACAAAGAAUCUGGGGUAGACAUUGCAGCUGGAAAUAUGCUGGUCCAAAAAAUUAAACCUUUAGCCAAAGCUACUUCCAGACCAGGCUGUGAUGUUGAUCUUGGAGGUUUUGCUGGUCUUUUUGAUUUGAAAGCAGCUGGUUUCAGAGAUCCUCUUCUGGCAUGUGGAACAGAUGGUGUUGGAACUAAACUGAAGAUUGCCCAGCAGUGUGAUAAACAUGAUACUAUUGGUCAAGAUUUGGUUGCAAUGUGUGUCAAUGACAUUCUAGCUCAAGGGGCUGAGCCCCUUUUCUUCCUCGAUUACUUUUCCUGUGGAAAACUUGACCUCGAUACAACUGAAGCAGUUGUCACUGGAAUUGCCAGAGCUUGCAGAAAAGCUGGAUGUGCUCUCCUUGGAGGUGAAACUGCAGAAAUGCCUGACAUGUAUCCUCCGGGAGAAUAUGACCUAGCUGGUUUUGCCGUUGGUGCCAUGGAGCGGGAUCAGAAACUUCCUCACCUGGAAAGAAUCACCGAAGGGGAUGUUGUUAUUGGAAUAGCUUCAUCUGGUCUUCACAGCAAUGGAUUUAGCCUUGUCAGGAAAAUUGUAGCAAAAUCUUCCCUCCAGUACUCGUCUCCAGCACCCGAUGGCUGUGGUGACCAGACCUUAGGGGACUUACUUCUAACUCCAACCCGAAUCUACAGCCAUUCGCUGUUACCUGUCCUACGUUCAGGACAUGUGAAGGCCUUUGCCCAUAUUACUGGUGGAGGAUUGCUAGAAAACAUCCCCAGAGUCCUUCCUCAGAAAUUUGGGGUGGAUUUAGAUGCCCAAAGCUGGAGGAUCCCCAGGAUCUUUUCAUGGCUACAGCAGGAAGGACACCUCUCUGAAGAAGAGAUGGCGAGAACAUUUAACUGUGGAGUUGGGGCUGCCCUCGUGGUAUCAAAGGAUCUGACGGAGCAGAUUCUGAAGGAUAUUAAGCAGCACAAGGAAGAAGCCUGGGUGAUUGGCAAAGUGGUGGCAUGUCCUGAAGGUUCUCCUCGUGUGAAAGUCAGGCAUCUGAUAGAAACUAUGCAAAUAAAUGGGUCAGUAUUGGGGAAUGGCACCCUGAAAAAUCAUUUCUCUGUUCAACCAAAAAAGGCAAGAGUGGCUGUCUUAAUAUCUGGAACAGGAUCAAACCUGCAAGCUCUUAUAGACAGUACUAGGGAGCCCAGUAGCUGUGCACACAUUGUUGUUGUUAUCUCCAACAAAGCUGCAGUGGCUGGUUUAGAUAAAGCAGAAAGAGCUGGAAUUCCCACCAGAGUAAUCAACCAUAAAUUAUAUAAAAGUCGUGUAGAAUUUGACACUGCCAUUGACCAAGUCCUUGAAGAGUAUUCCACAGACAUAGUCUGUCUUGCAGGAUUCAUGAGAAUUUUAUCUGGGCCCUUUGUCAGAAAAUGGGAUGGGAAGAUGCUCAACAUCCACCCCUCCUUGCUCCCUUCUUUUAAGGGUUCAAAUGCCCAUGAGCAAGCCCUGGAAGCUGGGGUCACAGUCACUGGGUGUACUGUGCACUUUGUAGCUGAAGAUGUAGAUGCUGGACAAAUUAUUUUACAAGAAUCUGUUCCAGUGAAGAGAGGUGACACUGUUGCAACUCUGUCGGAAAGAGUGAAAUUAGCAGAGCAUAAAAUAUUUCCCGCAGCCCUCCAGCUGGUAGCCAGUGGAGCUAUAAGGCUUGGAGAAAAUGGCAAGAUCCGUUGGGUCACAGAGGAUUGAAACCUCCCAAUUCGGGAAUAGGGCCAAUUCUGAACAAAGUCUGAACAAAAGCUAUUUGCAUGGUGAGUUUUAUCAUGGACUCAGCUGAGAAGAACAGCUGCUAAAAAAGAGGCCCUCACCUUCACCUCUGGCCAUUUUUUUUUUUUUUUUUUUUUUUUAAUGAACAGAGAUUUGUUAAAAACAAGACUGGUGCAGCCUAUCUAAGACCUGUGUGUGUCCCUUCCAGUGGUCUUUCAGGGUUUACCUGUUCCAGACCUUCUUGUUCAAAAUCAAGUUGGUCAUUCAGAAUUCCUUUCACUUUCAGCCAGAUAAGAUACCAAAGCUCUUUGUCCUUCUUAAUGUUAACCACCUCUAUUUUUUGUAGUUAUAUGUUCUCUAGUAUUUGAAGAGUUAACCAACAAGACUACUAAGUUAAUAUCUUUGCCCUGUAUUAUGUAUCUGUACUGGUUUGAAUUGAGACUAAGCAUAAUUUAGUGUCAUAAAAUUUGUGUGUAGCUCUCAGCUCUGAGGGAUAGUGUACUUUCUGCUUUGAAAUAUUAUUAAACAUCCCUCUGAUUAUUGACAGUUUCUUUACUACCCAGAUUUUAGCUUCACAGUGAUUCUACAGAUUAUCAACAUUCAUACUCUGGUAACUACUAGAAGGUUAAAGAGAGUUUUGGUGGCAUCUAGAUUCAAACAUAGGACUAGGGCAUGUUACUCAUUCUCUUUGUCUCUGUCUCCCCAUCUACUAAGGUAGGCAAAUACCUGUUACGGUUGUCUUGAUAAUUAUGUUAAUGUGUGUGAAAUGCCAAAAACCAUGCUUAGCAUAGAGUAGGCACUCAGACGUCAGCAUUUAUUUCAUAGUUCUUCCCAGUUACGAAAGCUAUGGUAAUUUAGUAUGACUUCAACAAAUAUAUCUUGAACAUAAAAUUGAGAAUGGUGAUAAAUAGAAUAUUGGAAGUAUGGUAAGUAUGUUUGGGAGGAGUGAGAGCAAGUGGAAAGCAAUCUACCCAGACUAAUAAAGAGUAUAAUGGCACUGUG
Molecule: messenger RNA, 4616 nt
Organism: Canis lupus familiaris (dog)
Lineage: Eukaryota; Metazoa; Chordata; Mammalia; Carnivora; Canidae
Gene: GART
Product: phosphoribosylglycinamide formyltransferase, phosphoribosylglycinamide synthetase, phosphoribosylaminoimidazole synthetase
Exons: 22
Coding region: 561-3596 (1011 amino acids)
Biological process (GO): 'de novo' IMP biosynthetic process; adenine biosynthetic process
Cellular component (GO): cytosol
Molecular function (GO): metal ion binding; phosphoribosylformylglycinamidine cyclo-ligase activity; phosphoribosylamine-glycine ligase activity
Source: RefSeq, a predicted model, not a curated record